This is a messenger RNA of Diachasmimorpha longicaudata, 1723 nucleotides long. Its product is annotated as tRNA methyltransferase 10 homolog A. Lineage: Eukaryota; Metazoa; Arthropoda; Insecta; Hymenoptera; Braconidae. Gene Ontology annotation, cellular component: nucleoplasm; nucleus. Gene Ontology annotation, biological process: tRNA N1-guanine methylation. The transcript is spliced from 5 exons. Gene Ontology annotation, molecular function: tRNA binding; methyltransferase activity. Bases 1 to 924 code for a protein of 307 amino acids. The record is from RefSeq and is a predicted model, not a curated record.
AUGGAAGGUACCGGUCAGAGCGUAGCAUCAACAAUAAUGGAAAUGAAGGACGAGAAUUCAGAGGAAGUUCUUCAUGAAACAGAAUCUCAAAAAGACAAUUUGGACAGUGUUAUAGGUAAUUUGAGUAAAAACCAGCUAAAAAAAAUAAAAAAGAGGGAAAAAUGGCUGUCAAGGAAGGCGGAGAAAAGACUGAAGGAGCGUGCAAAAACCAGGGAAAAAAGGGCAUUUGCUCGAGCCAAUAACAUCGACCUGGGCCCCUCGAGGAAGGCUCUCAAAAAAUGCACAAUGGCUGUCAGUCCAUGCAAAGUAACUCUUGCCAUCGACAUGUCAUUCGAUCAUCUAAUGAUCGAUAAGGAUAUAGCUAAAUUAAUUAAACAAAUUCUCAGGUGUUACACGUUGAAUCGACGAGCACUAGCACCUGUGCAAUUCUCGGUUACUAGUUUCAGUGGAAAGUCCCAACAGGAGAUGGAGAAGCACAACGGCUAUCAGCAUUGGGAUGUGAACUUUUAUUCGCAGUCUUACCUCGAAAUGUAUGAAACGAAAAAAAUUAUUUACCUGACUUCAGAAUCCGAUAACGUGAUUGAUAAUUUAGAGCAAGAUUUCGUGUACAUAAUUGGAGGAUUGGUAGAUCAUAACCAACAAAAGGGAUUAUGCCAUGAAUUAGCACAAAAGGCUGGGGUGGCUCAUGCACGUCUACCUUUAGACAAAUUCCUCAAGAUGAAGAGUCGGAAAGUACUGACGAUAGAUCAUGUAUUUGAAAUUCUCCUGAGGGUGACAGAAGGCAAAACCUGGCAGGAUGCUUUCCUCCAAGUGCUUCCUCUCCGGAAAAACGCCGAGCCCAUGUUAUUCCCCGCUGGUACCCCCUGUGAUAAAUCCCUAAGCCAGGAUUCCCCAGAAUUAGCUGACAAAAUGAUUUCCGAAUAAGUACAUGAAGAUUGAAUUUUUAUUUUGUCCAAAAAAUGUAUAUGUGAGGUCAUUCUCACACAUUUAAUUUUAUCAUAUAUUGAAAAAUAUAUCGAUACGCAUAGCACGCAUACAUAACGUGUAUGUACAUAGGUAUAUGUAUGUAGAAAUAUUGAAAUCAUAUAUGUGUAAAUAAAUAACUCUUCUAUAAUAGCAUUUUUUGUAGAUUGUAGAAACUCGGUUUAAGGAAGUGUUAGCAUUAAGCGUCAUUUCUGCAGGGAAAUAUUUCAUUGUCCAAUGACACAGGACAUUUUCAAAAAAUACCGGGUAUUAACAAACCUUCACUGAUUAGUUACGGGUAUUAACUAGACUCUCUGAAUAUCACGUCCAUUUUUGAAAAUAAAAACACUUUGUACCGUCAAUAUUUCAAUUGCGAAGGGGAAAAACGAAAGAGAACUUCCUGAGCACGAAUAAUCAGUAAAAUUAUCGAUUCGUGAAAUCAAUAGCUCUAUCUACAUUUACAUAAUCAUUAAUCAUUUUUGUUGAAUCACUAUCCACAUCAUAAUAUAACAAAAAGAACGAAAAAACCGGACCAUUGACUCUAGGUCCGAGUGAAUGUUCUGAAGUACACAGUUAUCCUGUACCUAUCCUGCACUGCUUUCAAUUCCAAGAUCAUUGCUGCACAUCGGACAAUACUGUACUCAUUAUUCUAAAAAAAUUAAAAUUAUCAAAAUGGCUGUUCUACCCAAGCACCAAAACAGAAAAAUCACAAUUUUAGGAACCACAAUAUCUUUUUCGAUUAAAAAAAUAAAAAAAUAAA